Molecule: messenger RNA, 528 nt
Organism: Nakaseomyces glabratus
Lineage: Eukaryota; Fungi; Ascomycota; Saccharomycetes; Saccharomycetales; Saccharomycetaceae
Gene: CNB1
Product: calcineurin regulatory subunit B
Biological process (GO): calcineurin-mediated signaling; protein dephosphorylation
Cellular component (GO): calcineurin complex
Molecular function (GO): calcium-dependent protein serine/threonine phosphatase regulator activity; calcium ion binding; phosphatase binding
Source: RefSeq, a predicted model, not a curated record
AUGGGAGCUGCACCAUCUAAAAUUGUAGAGACUCUAUUGGAGGACACCAAUUUUGACAGAGAUGAGAUAGAAAGGCUACGUAAACGGUUUAUGAAAUUAGACAGAGAUAGUUCAGGGUCUAUAGACAAAAAUGAGUUUAUGAGUAUACCUGGCGUGUCUGCAAACCCAUUAGCUGGACGUAUUAUGGAAGUCUUUGACGCUGACAAUAGUGGUGAUGUUGAUUUUCAAGAGUUUAUUACUGGGCUUUCUAUAUUCAGUGGAAGAGGUUCAAAAGACGAGAAGUUAAAGUUUGCAUUCAAAAUAUAUGAUAUAGACAAGGAUGGUCUGAUAUCCAACGGUGAGCUUUUCAUUGUGUUAAAGAUUAUGGUGGGCUCAAACCUUGAUGACAAGCAAUUGCAACAGAUUGUUGACCGUACUAUCAUGGAGAAUGAUUUAGAUGGUGAUGGUCAACUAAGUUUUGAAGAAUUCAAGAGUGCUAUUGAAACUACCGAAGUAGCAAAGAGCCUGACCCUUCAGUACAGCGUGUAG